AUCCGUCAGAAAAAAAAUACUACAGGCAAACCCCUCGGUAAGCAAACAAAAAUGCAACUGUCAGCGAAUGCACGGUGGAUGUCAAAAACCAAAACAUUCUACAUGCAGUUCUUGUUCAACUUUCUUCACAAAUUGUAGCUGAACCUUCAAAAUUGGCGCAACACAAACAUCGACACGGCCCAGAAGCAACAGCGCAAGCAAGCUUCGUCGAAAGCCGCCUCCGCCGCCGCCGCCAACCCGAACCAGCAGAAUGGCUAUUGGGCGGUACCAACAUCUGCACAAGCGGACCUGCAUCGGCAUGGUGCCGCUGUUUUGCUGCUUCCUGGCCGGUGUGUGCCUGACGGUGCUGAUCGGUGGAACGCGACAAACGUGCGAAUCGAUGGGGGCACGGGUGUACGAACCGGAGAAUUCCUAUUUUCUUAUGUUGCUGAUAGUGAGCGCACCGGGCAAUGUGGAAAGACGGAACGCCAUCAGGGAAACCUAUUUGAAUCUGAGGCCACGGAUGUUGAACGAGAGCUACCAGGAGGAGGCGAUCUAUGUGCCGCUGUAUGAGGAGGGAACGGGACAACUGCUGAUGGAGAGUGUCCAGAAGCAACGGGAAUUACUGGAAGGUUAUCGGAGGUGGCAGCUAAAGAAGGUGAAAAACAUAAAAGUGAUUAAUUUCAAGGUGAAAACGCUGUUUGCUGUAGGGACGUAUGGACUGUCUCGGAGCGAAAGGAAAACCAUUUACGAAGAACAGCGAGUGUACAAUGACGUUUUGGAGUUGGAGGAUCUGCAAGAUUCGUAUGGGAAUUUGACAACGAAAAUCAUCCAGAGCAUGACUCACAUUGAUAAAGUGUACGAUUUCAAGUAUUUGAUGAAAGUGGAUGACGACAGCUAUCUGAAGUUGGACUUGAUAUCGGAGGACUUGCUCAGCUAUUACGAAAAGCUGCAUCAGGUACGAUCGAGACAUCACAAUCCGAUAGAACUAUACUGGGGUUAUUUCAAAGGGGCAGCCACCGUUCAACAACGCGGCCAAUGGAAAGAAUCCAAUUAUAAGCUUUGCGAUCGUUAUCUCCCAUACGCUCUGGGAGGGGGUUAUGUGUUAUCUAAAAACCUUGUCACGUUUAUCGCCUCUUAUGGCUUAUCACUCAGCGCGUUCAAAAGCGAAGAUAUGGCUGUAGGCACUUGGCUGGCCCCGUUCGGCAACAUCCAUCGGCGGCACGAUGUGCGCUUCGAUACGGCUUGGAUGCCGCGGAAAUGCCAACCCUACCAUCUGGUGCUCCACAAACGGACGGCCCACCAGAUGAAGGAAAUCUACGACGGUCACCAGCUGUGUCACAACGAGGAACAACCAUCGCAGCCCCAGGGUCCAAAAGAGUACUUUUAUGAUUGGAGCGUCCCACCAUCCCAGUGCUGCAAGACGUUUGUGUAGUAGAGAGAAGGUAGCAAGCAACAAAACAGUCGUUUACCAGUAUUUUACUUUCGGACCAGCACCUAGUUUUUAGUUUAUUUAAUACAAUAAUGUGAUGGCAAGCAAGUGCAGCAAAAUCGUCCCCUACAAUAUAACGAUUUAGAUAUCUAUUACUGUAAUGCAGCUUUGAACGGUAUAGACAUUAAGGCUGAUACGAUUUGUAAAUAUACUUAAUUGAUGAAGAUAACCGAAGUAGAUGCAGCAAUCGUUUCCCCCCAUAGAUAAGAGAGAGAGAGAGUCGUAAUGAAAAAUCCAUUAGUUAUUAAAUAUAAUAUUUUCAAAACGAG
Messenger RNA from Aedes albopictus (Asian tiger mosquito), 1740 nucleotides. Its product is annotated as beta-1,3-galactosyltransferase 6. Gene Ontology annotation, molecular function: UDP-galactosyltransferase activity. The transcript has 2 exons. The record is from RefSeq and is a predicted model, not a curated record. Gene Ontology annotation, cellular component: Golgi membrane. Gene Ontology annotation, biological process: glycosaminoglycan biosynthetic process. NCBI's taxonomy places the organism in Eukaryota, Metazoa, Arthropoda, Insecta, Diptera, Culicidae. Bases 251 to 1414 code for a protein of 387 amino acids.